Messenger RNA from Durio zibethinus, 938 nucleotides. Its product is annotated as mitochondrial import inner membrane translocase subunit TIM23-2-like. Gene Ontology annotation, molecular function: transmembrane protein transporter activity. The record is from RefSeq and is a predicted model, not a curated record. Lineage: Eukaryota; Viridiplantae; Streptophyta; Magnoliopsida; Malvales; Malvaceae. Gene Ontology annotation, biological process: protein import into mitochondrial matrix. Gene Ontology annotation, cellular component: TIM23 mitochondrial import inner membrane translocase complex.
CUUAUAGCCAAACAAAUAAAAGCCAAAGACAACCUGCGUGCAGAAUCAUUGUUCCAAAUUCCAACACCCAGAAAUAAACAUAAAAUCAAGCUCCUCUCCUUUCUCUCCCAGAAACCAAACCCUAACUCGAAGUCUCGAACCACCCAACUCGCCAAAACCAUGGCUCGUCAUCACAGCUCCGACCGAGAAACCGACCCAAACUCCCGACUUUACAACCCAUACCAAGACCUAGACCUCCAUGUUCCCAUUACUAACCUUUACAAGCUACCAACCUCCCCGGAGUUCCUCUUCUCCGAAGAAUCCCUCCACCAACGCCGCUCUUGGGGCGAAAACGUAACCUUUUACACCGGCUCCGGUUAUUUAGGUGGCUCUGUAUCAGGCGCAGCCGUCGGGCUCUUCUCGGCUCUAAGGAAUUUCGAGCAAGGCGAUACUUUGAAGCUGAAAAUCAAUCGGAUCUUGAAUAGUUCGGGUCAUACGGGUCGAUCCUGGGGGAACAGUAUCGGUUUGGUGGGCUUGAUUUAUGCGGGGUUGGAGAGUGGUGUCGUGGCGGUGACUGAUCGGGAUGAUGUCUGGAGUAGCGUGGCGGCGGGUCUUGCGACCGGAGCUGUUUGUCGGGCGGCUAGAGGGGUGAGAUCUGCUGCCGUUGCGGGUGCGCUUGGUGGGUUGGCGGCUGGAGCGGUGGUUGCUGGGAAGCAAGUGUUCAAGAGAUACGUGCCUAUUAUUUAAAAAAAAAAAAAAACGGAAAGAAUUUUCAGUGAGUUGAUAUUUGCUUGAAUCGAAAUUUUUGAUUGGAAAGAAAAAAUUACAAUUAGGUUUAUGUGAGAAAUUUAAUUAAUAUAAUAUGUGAAGUUGAUGUGACAAUUGAUAAAUAAUGGUACUUAAGGAUUAAUGAUUUUUGUAACUUUCUUUUUUCUAAUAUUAAUGGAUUGGUAUUCUAU